GUCACUAGGAUUCCCUUGAAGCUGCUUUCCAGGGAAAAAAUAAAUGUUACAAUCUUUUCUUUGCACCUCGUUUAACGGAUAGCAGCCUAUCAUCUCGUCAGUGCUGUCGUUUUACCUUGUAACAUCCAGUCACUGGUUCUUAAAGAAGAUGCCGAAACGGGGAAGUAAAGUGAGGGAGAUUGUGUCGGAAGUAGACAGUUUGGAAGAACAACACGCGUUGUAGGAUUCAGUGAAACCAGCAGCGAAAAGGUAGAUUUACUGCGGAUAUUUUUUAAUUCAUCAUCUUUCUGUUUUUAUUGCAGGAGCUACAUGUGGAUAGAAACAUGACAAAGUAGCACGUGCAUCUAUCGGAUCGCAUCCAAUGCUUAUUACAUAUCAUACAAUCGUCAUCAGGCUGUGAAGUAAAAGUUUUAUAUGUAUUUUUCAUGCUUCACAUCUUGCUUGCAGUAACCUGCUACAGGCUAUGCAUUGAAACCAAAGGCGAUUUACAAGCUGCAUUCUUGGAGAAACGCGCAAGGUGAUUUUAGUAUUAUCGAGAAGAAAAAAAACACGACGAGGGGUUGAACUUUGCGGAGGUUUUCCUGAGAAUUUGUGCAUAUCAAGGUCGGUAGCAAAGGGUCUGUCUCUAAACUCCGGAUAGGAUAUAUGAAGAUCGCGACCCAGUUGGUUUUCCCUCGCAGAAAUGCCUGUGCGUGCUGUGACCACGAGGUUCAUGUACAAGGGACUUUGCACUAUUCCAGAUGUCCUCUCCUACCGGACCCCUGUUAUCCUGCCUGAGGAUGAGGUGGAAGAGAUCCGUGAGGCGUUCAAAGUAUUCGACCGAGAUGGGAAUGGUUUCAUCUCAAAGCAGGAGUUGGGGAUGGCCAUGCGCUCGCUGGGCUACAUGCCCAAUGAGGUGGAGCUGGAGAUUAUCAUCCAAAGACUCGAUAUAGAUGGUGACGGUCAAGUUGGCUUUGAUGAAUUUGUCACAUUGCUUGGUCCUAAACUCUCUGCUGCUGGCAUGCCGGAUAAGUUCCACGGAGCAGACUUUGAUUCAGUGUUUUGGAAGUGUGACAUGCAGAAACUGACGGUGGAUGAGCUGAAGAGGCUGCUUUACGAUACUUUCCGCGACCACCUCACCAUGAAAGACAUUGAGAACAUCAUCAUGACAGAGGAGAGCCACCUGAACAGCCCAGAGUCCCACGUGGACAUAGACACAAGCCCAACACAACAGGAAAAACACACAUGUGUGCGUAAAAGCCUGAUUUGUGCCUUCGCCAUUGCAUUCAUCAUCAGCGUCAUGCUCAUUGCAGCAAAUCAAAUGCUCCGCAGAGGAAUGAAGUAAAUACGACUCCAGCUGGAUACAGAGAUACUUAAGAACGGACAAUGAGAAAUCAAACAUUAAAUCAAAACACUUGUAUGGUUUUGUUGAAUGUUUUCAACACACAGCUUCUCUCUGUAAUAGGUGCAAUGAUGUCAUUCAGUGGUUUUAUAUUGCCACAAAUUGUAGCAUAACCUGGUUAAAAAAAAGAAAGGCAUUUCAAGGGCUGAUUAGUAUCCUAAAACAGUAGGUUGUGAAUCAGAUUUCUGAAGACAUUAUAUUGGAAAGCAGACUUUAGAAGUAUGUGCUUAGUAAUAGAUGUGCUGUGUCUGUGUUUAUCAAACAAUUAAUGUUGUUGAUGAGAAGUCUGCCGUUUGGAAUGCACCCAAUAAUGAAAAUUACUGAGGAUAGUAAUAAAGCAAUACGCACGUGUUGAUGCGCUGCAUAUUAAGUAGCUUUAAUUCACUCUCAGCGUAAUUGUUUUUCUUUUAAGUCUCUGUAUUAGUGCCAGUAUUUCCAGUCCAGAGGUCCAACUCAUGUCAAGAGUAACACAUCGUUACGAACCAUCUGUGACCUAAAUCUUAACAAAGGAGAAGCCACAUUAAUUCAAAACACAAAUGUGUAAAAAUAUUACAAUUAUUUCUACAACUGUUUAACCAUGCUAGCUUCAUGGCUCUUGGGAUGGCAGUCGAUAGUUCAUCACUUUGGUCUAAACUGUAUGGAUGUCAUUCUGAACAGACACUCAUUGCUCCCAGGGAAACAAUGCAACUGACUUAAGUAAUCCCCUGAUUUUCUCCGUAAAACCACCAGCAGAUCGAAGUUUUCUUUUGAAAAAUCUCAACAUCUACAGGAUGAUUUAUCAAAAGAUGUAGUAGAGACAUCUAUGGUUCCCAAAGGAUGCACCCCCAUGACUGUGAUGAUGCUCUGAGUGUGUCUCAGGAUGAAUUGUGGUGAUUCACUGACAUCUCAUAUGGUAAUGUUCAAAUCAAGCUCAGCUGUACUUUGUGCUUAGUGCUACUAUAACAUCAGCAUGUUAGUAUUGGCAGUAUUGGCCCAUGAUAUUCAAGUCAGGAAAAUAGUAUGUUCCUCCAAAGUUUCUAUUGUGACAUUGAGAAGCCCUACAUUUGGAAUAACUGGUGAACAGCACUGUUAUCUGGAAAAGAGAGGGUUUGAAAGACAUGUGGACACAGCCGGUAACCCUCCAUUCAGCUGAGCCCAAAAGCCCUUUCUAAAUAAAUCACAGCAGACUAAAACAUUUACUGGUUUGAUUUGAAGCUGAGAGCUGAGCUCAGUGAGAUGUAUUGGCUGAGAAUUGAGAUGAAAAUGAAACAGCUGUUUCACAAAAAAUGUAAUGUAGUAGAUUUAAGAAUCAAACUGAAGUGUUUCAUCCUCAAAAUCUGCCAGUGAUACAUGCACAAAGCUGCAUAUUUCAAAUCUGUGCAAUAGCAUCCAAAAAGAGACAUAAUGAGUCACAGGAAAGACAAGUGAUUAUCUGAGCUAGCAGCUGUAAAUAGCGUUAACCAUUACAAGUCAAAUGUUUAGACAGAAUGACACAUGACGAUAAAGGAUAAUCCGUUCACAACACUUGCAUGUACAUUAAAAGUAUAUUCUGUGUUCAAUGUGUUUGAGAUCAAAUGUUGAACCCUGGUGUAUGUAUUGAAAUAAUUAUGCAAUUUGUAUAGUAAUCAUUGCAAAAAUCUCAGUAUUUGACAUUUUCCUGUAAAUGUCGAUUUAUGUGGACGUGCAGACCAUAUCAAAAAUACUAAAUACUUUGGAGUAUGCUGUGAAAAAUAAUUUAACAUAUCAUAAAAAAUGUUGUUUUCUGGUUUUUACAUGGACCACCAAAACAACAUGUUUAAAGUAUAACAUGGUUAUAUUUUCUUACUUGGAAAAGUGAUACAUUAAAUCUAUGUGAUUUUAUUGAAUGUAAGCAUAAUGUUUUUUAUAAAACAAACAAUACGAAAAAAUAUAUUUCAGGUUUCUGAUAUAAUUUCCAGGUUGACUGGACAUUCAGAUGCAAGUAAUUGUGUGUCACACACUAACAUUAACAUUUCUUAUUUGGUAAUAUUCAUUUUUCAAAAUGUUUUAUCAAAUUUUUGUCGAAUUCAAUACGUUUUACAAAUUGCUAUAUAUUUUUUCUUGCUCUUUUUAUCUUAAAGCUAUAUCAUGAGAGGAAACGUACGAAACAGCGAGUAUCAUUCUGGCAAUAAAACAGAUAUUUUAUCUCAAAUACAGUAGCUGUUUAUGUAUGAACUUCUAAUAUGACAUCACAUUACCUCUUUAUGUGAACAUCAUGUAAGGUAUGGAUUUUGUGUGAAUGUAAAAUAUAGUUAUUGUGUCAAAUAUUGUCUUAAGAGAUAUAAGCAAUUAUUGUGUCCUAUUCUGUAUGUUACAGUGCUUUAAUUAGCAGAUUUAUGUGCACUCUGUUCAAGGAUUGUCUUUAUUGUUAUGACUUUGAUUCAGACUGUAGUGUUCUGUUUGUGCCUUUGUCUUUUGAAGUAAGAUCUGCGCUCUCAUGCCUUGACUUUAGAGUAACUUUAGAAAACUUCUAAGAAGAAAUGUAAGUCCAUUUUACUAAAUCAUUGCUUAAGACAAAAAUGAAUCUGAUGUAUUUUCGAACUGAAAUGACUCAUUAGUAAUUCAAUUACCAAUAAGUAUUGAUGUAUUAUCUUUCUCUCUUCCAUGUUCUUGGUAAAGAUCUCUCUCACUUCUGGUAAAUGAUUGUAUCAUCCUGCUGUUGACAUUACUAGUAAUUUAAUGUUUAGAUUGAGAAUACCAAGCGCUGUUUUAUUUCUGUAACCUCCCAUGUAGAGGUUACUGCAUCAAAUAUACACUACUGUAAGUGUUGUUUGUAUGCAUGUAUCAAAUAAA
Trematomus bernacchii (emerald rockcod) is the source of this 4171-nucleotide messenger RNA. RefSeq names its product calcium binding protein 7b (gene cabp7b). The record is from RefSeq and is a predicted model, not a curated record. Gene Ontology annotation, molecular function: calcium ion binding. Lineage: Eukaryota; Metazoa; Chordata; Actinopteri; Perciformes; Nototheniidae. The transcript is spliced from 5 exons. Bases 683 to 1324 code for a protein of 213 amino acids.